This is a messenger RNA of Platichthys flesus (European flounder), 3829 nucleotides long. It is a transcript of the gene retreg2, whose product is annotated as reticulophagy regulator family member 2. Bases 75 to 1844 code for a protein of 589 amino acids. The transcript is spliced from 9 exons. The record is from RefSeq and is a predicted model, not a curated record. Lineage: Eukaryota; Metazoa; Chordata; Actinopteri; Pleuronectiformes; Pleuronectidae.
UCUGUACGCCGCGUGGAGUUUGACGCUGCUGUUCCCGUGAUCUCCAAAACAACACAACAAAGUGUGGGAGAAACAUGGCGAGCGGAGAGGAGGCCACAAGACACCCCUCGGUUCCCUCCUCUUCGGUCGGCCUGGAGUCCCUCUUCCCCGCCGGGUCGUCGGAGCAGGCCGGCGGCGACUUGGACCCGGAGCUCGUCCGCCUGCGGGAGCGCCUCCAGGGCUGGCUGGCCCCGUACGAGCCGCCGCUGCUGUGGCUCCAGCGGCUGCUGGUGUGGGAGAGGCCGCUGUGCAGCAUCUCCGUGGCCCUGACGCUCAACACGCUGUUCUGGCUCCUGUCCUCCACCUCCCUGCGGCCCCUCUUCCUGCUGAGCGUCUCCCUGAUGGGACUCAUGCUCCUGGAGAGAUGGAAGCCCAAGUUGCCCACAGUCACUGCCGCUCAGCAAGCAGAGGCUCGCCCGGUACAAAGUGAUACAAUGGGCGCGGAGCAGCAUCUGCUCAGUGUUCCUGAGCUGAGCCACCAGCUGGCUGAGAGCUACCUGCUGAGCUGUCUGUACCUGCAGGAGAUGCUGCAGUACAAGCAGCAGAACCAUGGCAAGUUCUGUGUGAUGACGUGCAGCAGCUGCUUCGUACUUGCCGUGGUUGGACAUUAUGUACCAGGAAUCAUGAUCUCUUAUAUCAUAGCCCUGAGCGUGCUGCUGUGGCCGCUCGUGGUCUACCACGAACUGAUUCAGCGGAUGUACACGGGCCUGGAGCCAAUCCUGAUGAAACUGGACUACAGCAUGAAGGGAGAAACCGAGCACCGCAAGCACGACAAGAGGAAGGUGAAGAAAGAGAUGGAAGAGGGGGAUGAACCCAGAGCCGAAACAGAGAGUGAUAGCGAGGAGGAGCUGUCUCUUUUUGCCCCAACGGUGGAUGUGAAGACGACCACUCUGGCGAUGGCCAUCACUGACUCGGAGUUGUCGGACGAGGAGGCAUCCAUCUUGGAGAGUGGAGGCUUCUCCGUGUCCAGAGCCACCACUCCUCAACUCACCGACGUGUCUGAAGAUCUGGACCUGCAGAGUUUACACAGCGAACCAGAGGAGGCCUACCUUCGAGAUCUCCCCGAGUUCCCCUCAGUCGAGGAGUUCCCUUCCAUCGAGCACCACCUGCUCCACUUCCCCCUGCGAGCUCCCAGUCAGGUCGACGGCGCCCAGGCUGGUGCCCAGUCAGAGGGAGAACUGCUGAGCCCCGCCAGCCUCCUCAUCCAGCACCUGGCCUCCCCGCUCCACUUUGUGAACACGCACUUCAACGGACACGGACGGCCACCCGGGGAUGAAGAGGGCAUGUUGCCAGCGACGGGCCCACAGGAGGAAGCAGGGAGUCAGGAGGAAGAGGAGAAGGAAGCUGCCGUGACCCAGGGUGCACAGCAGUCCCUGGAGGCCUUGAGCGAGGAGAUAGUGAGCACGGCCAUCUCCACUGUGGUGCAGAACACUCUGUCGGCGCUGCUGUCGUCCAGCGAGGCCAGCGAGGAGCCCUCCCUCACCGAGUUCCUCCCCACCGAAACCCCGCCGGGCGCUUUGGAGACCUCCGACCCGCCCACCCACACCACCCCCGACACUACAGUCACCACAAUAGGGCCGCUGGGGCCUGAAGAAGAACUGGAUGACGCGAUCACGAUAAUCACAAGCACCAGCGAGGAGACGCAUGAAGACACACUUGUUGGGACCGAGGAAGAGGACUUUGAGCUUCUGGACCAAAGUGAACUGGAGCAGGCGGACGAGGAGCUGGACAUCAGCUCCGACGGACGGCUGGUGGGCGGAGCUCUGGACACGCCUCCAUCUCCUCAACAUCAACCGCAGUCAUAGCUUCUCAAUCCCCCCCCCCCCCCCCCCCCCACCUCCAACUGUUUUGUUUUUAUUUGUAUGUUAAAACUACAUUAUAUUCAUACUGGUAUAUACAAAACAUUUAUCAAAGAGAUUGGUAUUUAGGACCGUUGGUUGUUGAUCGUGCAGCAGACGGUUGAGAUCACUGGGUUCGUUCUGUUCUCACAUCACAGGGUUAAGCUCGGCCUCGGUGCUCCGGGACCAUGACACUGUCGGGAUCAGCAGCUUCUGUCGGGAUCGUUCUGUUUGCUUAAAUCCAAAAGAACCAGACGCUGUAAAUGCAUCUACUGUGGCGUCCCACCGCCGGCUGAGCACCGCUUAUCGUUGUAUUCGCAUUUUAUAUUGACUCCUGCUUCAUCUAGCGUUUGCUUUGAGCAAAGUUCUUACUGCGUCAUGAAAAACCUCGAUGCCUUUUUGUUUUCCACCUUGGCCGAGCUGAACCCUUAAACCUGGUUUUCACCUGGACGUUAAUUGAAAUGGUAUUAUGAAGAGUUGAAAUGUUGGAAUAUAUAACUAUAAAUAACUAAUAAUAUAUACUAUAAAUUAUUUAAUUUAAUGGUCAGUUAAAGCUUCUUCUUUUUUUUCUUUCUGAAAUGGAGUUAAUUUCUUUCCCUUCAGUUGCCCAUGAUGAUUGAUGAUAAGCGUAUUAAUGAUGACGCCAUGGACCUCCAGGUUAAAAAAGUAGUCUCCAAUUCCCAGAGUUAGUUAUUCAAAUAGUUUUAUCCUUUGACUUUAUCCGUGUCUCCGUGGUUACAGUUUUGACGGAAGCAUUCGGUCAUCGUUCACUUGUUGCCUGGAAACGAAAACUUAAAUCUUUGACGUUUUUGGAUGUUGACAAGUAGUCGAGCUAAGUGACAUCAGUGUAGGGAGAUCAAACACACAAAAAAAAGAAAUGUUCCUGGUUGUUUUCUUUGUGACUGAUGCCUCGUGUUCUAUCUACACGUGAAAAUAGAAUUUAAUUUCACACGUCCAUUUGUAAUUGAAUUCAUUCUUGAAUCUACAACUUUAAUGGAAAAACGCCGGCUUCUCGUUAGAUAGGCCCGACUAUUUGUAAAUGUGUAAUCAUCACUGGGAUAUGUAUAUCUACCAAAUAACUUCCUUGGUGCCACAACGAGUCCAUGCAUGCCAUGAAGCAAGCAUGUAUUUCAAUUUAAAUAUUUGAGGUCAAGUUUCCAAAAGAUUCAUACUUCUACCGGAGCAGAUUUAUUUUUCUUUACUUUUUGAAAGGAUGUAAAUGACAAAAAGAAAUUUAAACAUUAUAUUCAACUGUAAAAAGAGAUCCGGUUUUAUUUUGUAAGCCACUCAGCAUCCAUAUCUCAGGGGUGGGUUGUACAAAUUGAAUAUAUAACAGACUUUAUGUCCAUUUCCCCACUUGUUGUCGUGCAUCGCCUUUGUACUAACCUUUACCUUUUUGUUUUCAGUCGGCGCCUCCUUGUGUAUAGUGUAGAAAUGCUCAAAAUGAACGUGUAUAUUCUGCAUGUAAAAACCGCACUCUGUUCUCCUCGUCAGUGACAGUACAACACAAAGUUGCAAAAGAAAAACAAAAAGUUAAUCGUAAUGUUUCAGGGUUAGAAGAGCCAAUUGAAUUUCGGUUUGUUGGAUAUCUAAAUCAACCACAAGGGGAGUAAAAGUUCUGAUGUGUCCUUGUCUCAAAGAAUUAUAAAUGGAAACAGGUGGAUUUCGAGGAUAUUAACAGACUAGUUUGUGUAUGGUAGUCGUGUGUUUUAUGAUUAAAAUACUGCGUCAAAUAUAUUAAACUGAACUGUACACUUUAAAAAAAAGGAAUAUAUUUUCUAAUUUCUCCCUUUUCCAUAAAGAACUCAGUUUGAUCUUUUACAUCUGGACAUUUAACAGCUGUGGGUAAGUUUCACAAAGCGAGCAAAAGAUUUGUUGUCAUGAAAUCGGUCAAAUAAAACUGCAACUCCAUGUGUGAAACUGAAGAGAAUAAAAGAACAAACUGAAACAAA